AUGACGAGGGCAGCCCGCGCGGCCGCCGCCGCCCUGCUCCUGAGCGCCCCCGGGCCCGCCGCGGCGCUCGAGGCCCGCGGCGACGGCUCCGCCGCCUGGCCGUGGAGCAGGGCCCGGCGCCGCGGCGGCUCCGCGUCGCCAUCCGCGUCGUCGGCGGCAACAUGGUCUCCAGGAACACCGCUGGAGGUGCCCAAGGACGUGGCGCGAGACCAGUGCGCAGUCUGUGAAUUCCAUGGCAAGUCUGCGCCGAGCCUCUACAUUGAUGGUCGCGGCGACGGGCUGGGCAACACCAUGGAGGCCGUCAUCUAUGGCAUGGCGAUGGCGGCCCACGUCGGCAUGAACUUCGGCGGGGUCCUCCACGGCAACCACGUCUCCCACACGGUCGAUACGGCGCAGGCGGUCGCGAACGCCUUCGGCGUCCCGAAGGUGAGGAUCUUCCCCAGCCCGAAGCCCACUCUCAGCAGCGAGGUGAAGACCUGGCAGGAGAUCUCCCAGGCGACCACGGGCGACCGCUUGGGUCUGGGAUCGAGCGUGCUCUACAAGAACAACCUGCCACAGUUUGGCAUCAAGGACGAGCCCGUGGAGGAAUACCUGACGCCGGAGUUCCUCCACACGAUGCGCGCUCAGGUCAUGCCCAGGUUCGCCCAGAUGUACCCGAGGAGCGCGAUCCACGACGAGAGCAAGGGGAUGAUGGUUGCGUUUCACGUGCGCCGCGGGGAUGUCAAGGACCUUCCGGACGGAGGCAACUGGGGCCGCUUCACGCCCAACGAGUGGUACUUGGACCUGAUGGCCCGCAUCCAGAAGUACGACCCGAAGGCGGACUUCCACAUCUGGAGCUCCCUGCGCGGCGCCAACGACCAGAUCGACGCGGGGCGCAACGCCACCUUCGACGUCUUUCGCGAGAAGGGCGUGGCUGUUCACUUGGACACCGACGAGGUGGAGACCUGGGCGCAGAUGUCGCAGGCCGACGUCUUCGUCGGCGCGAAGAGCAGCUUCAGCUUCUUCCCCUCGCUGCUGACCAACGGCUGCGUCAUGUACCAGAAGUGGCUCACCAGGGGGCUCACCACCUUCAUCGACGCGGACAUCAAGACCGGCCCCUCCGACGAGGGCCUCGAGAGGUGCAUGGAGCGGGCGAAGAACGCGCAGAAGCAGUCGUAG
Molecule: messenger RNA, 1158 nt
Organism: Prorocentrum cordatum
Lineage: Eukaryota; Dinophyceae; Prorocentrales; Prorocentraceae
Source: the annotation of a GenBank genome assembly